Molecule: messenger RNA, 2334 nt
Organism: Mesorhabditis spiculigera
Lineage: Eukaryota; Metazoa; Nematoda; Chromadorea; Rhabditida; Rhabditidae
Source: the annotation of a GenBank genome assembly
AUGGAUUCCCCGGCAGAGCCAGGCACCAGUGCCAAAAGGCUGCCCCUGAAGCGCAAUCGUCCUGUCAAACAAGCGCUUGGCGAUGAUGAUAGUUCCAUGGACUUUCCGCUGAUUUCUUUCGCCGCGCCCAAAAAGAUCAAACUCACCGAACACCGCAAGGAGAAGUACAAGGAGCAGAAGGACAUGCUGCGCGGCAUUGGACUUGUUGGCGAUGAAGAUUCACUAUCCAAACCAAUGUGGGACACAAACGCCGAACUUUUCGAAGCAACUUCUUCGCUCUCUGCCCCCUCGAAGCACGCGAAUUCAAACUCUAGAAGCGCACGGCGAAGCUCUAAGGAAGAUCAAGAAAAUAAACCGCCGACGGUGUUCCCCGACUUGAACGCGGCUGAGGAGGAGCCGGGCAGUGGAAGCCAAGAUGACGAUGAAUCGCGCUCAUCUUGCAAUUCGAGCAAAAGCGGACGACGCGUGAAGUCUACGCCUUCGAAGCAUACGCCCGUUCAGGCUAAGCGAGGUCGGGCACCAAAAUCAACGGAAAAAGAAAAACCAGUUGAGAAGAAGAAGCAGGAUUCGACUGCCAAGGAUGAAGAAAAGCAGAAGCGAAAAUCAGCAAAGCGACUGACUGUUGAAUCAUUUCUGACACCAUCGAAGAAAAAGUCUGCUGAGACCCCGGUUACCGAUCCAGUUACUCCUACGAGUCACAAGAUAGACGGAUCGGAGACAAAGGAGGUGGAGCCCGCCCCAGCGGUCGCGGAGAAGCCAGAGCCGAUCAUGGUGGAAAGCGUCGUCACAAAGCCGACCGUUAUUGAGCCCGUGUCAGGAGAAGCUGGUUCGGAGGUUAAAGCCGUGGAGAGCAUUGUGGCGGAAAAGGAGGAUGGUAAUACUGCGUCGACGAUUCAGUUAUCAACGGAGAAUCAAGCGGCUCAGGACAUUAUCAUGGAACCAGGUGUAGCAGAAAAUGAGGAGACCAAACAACCCGAGGCCAGCAGUGAAACCACUGUCGACGACGAAAAUAAUAAAACGCCCGAGAAAUGUGGACCUCCUCCAAUGGGCUCCCCGAGGAAGUUGACGCCCAGUAUCCUGCGAAAACCGAAUACACCGAUGAGCAGCGAUAAGAAGAAACGCCGUGUCUACUUUGACGGCAACGACUUUAUGCGGAGGCCUAGCGAAAGCGCCGAUAGGCUGCCAAAGGUUCCCUCGAGUCCUUCGACCUCCAACGAGAAUCAGGCCAUCUUUCCGCAGUUGGCCGGCUGCACCGAGCCCAUCCAGAGCAUUUUUUCCAGCAUUGAGCGCGGAAUGUCAAAUGGUCUCUCCAUGAAAAACUCCUUCCACCGUCUCGGCAUCAAAACAAUCGGCGACUUGGCGAUGGCCCCAUCCUCAAAGGUUGAGAAUAUUGUCGCCAUCCGCAAACCGAGGGCGAAAACUGUGCACGAUGCGCUGGCAGAUUAUCAUCAGAAUAGGAAAAUGCCGAAAGAGACGGAUACUCCAUUCUUUGCCACGCCGAAGCAACCGUCCCAACUGGCGGGCAUUCCGGAGAUCGAAAAGGCCGUCGAGGAACCGGUGAUCAGAGUUGAGGAAACGAGUACACACGCUGGAGAAACCGCCAUUCCGGCGGAGGCUACGAAAGCGGCCGCUGAUGAACCGGGCAUUGCCAAGGAAGCGGAAAUCACUACCGAGCGGGCCGAGGAGAACUCUGCCAAAACUGUUGAUGUGGAGGCGAUGGAUACUUCCGUGCCAAUUGUUGCGGAGUCGACGCCGAUAGCGCACACUUCCAUUCCUGAGGAGGCUCAGCCGUUGUCCGAAAAUCAAGGAGCUGCUGAACUUGCCGAAGCUAAGCUGCAGUCAGUGCCUGCGCAGGAACCCCCACAACUUGCCCCGGACGCUGAUAUCAAGCACGAGCCCGAAGAUCGCGCGGUCUGCCCCGAAUUCGCGCACUACAAGCUGCGGCGGCUUUCCGAAGUCAAGACGCUCUUCGAUGAGUUCCAAGUGCGGCUGCUGGACAAAGAGCAGAAAAAGAAAGCCAUGUGCUUCUUCUUCACGCUCGAUCGCCACUUUCACAACUUGCGCUGGAUGGGCUCCGAACUGAAGCACGAGCCGAUGCCGACGACCACACAACAGGGAUCGACGCAGGCCUGUGCGCCGCAAGAUGAAGCCGUGCGCGCCAAAUGGUCCGCAAUGCAGAUGGACGAUCUUUCGAAUGCCACGAACUUCAUAGCUGCAUUUGAUCACGAUCAGCUUUCAACGGAACAGCGAAUGACCGCAUUGUCGCUGGCCAGGCAUCUCGACCAGCAAGUAGCCCUGUUGCGACACCAGCUCUGGGCCGCGCUGCACUCUGCC